This is a messenger RNA of Amyelois transitella, 2150 nucleotides long. It is a transcript of the gene verm, whose product is annotated as chitin deacetylase 1. Gene Ontology annotation, cellular component: extracellular region. The record is from RefSeq and is a predicted model, not a curated record. Gene Ontology annotation, molecular function: chitin binding; protein binding. Gene Ontology annotation, biological process: carbohydrate metabolic process. The coding region runs from base 151 to 1782 and encodes 543 amino acids. Lineage: Eukaryota; Metazoa; Arthropoda; Insecta; Lepidoptera; Pyralidae. The transcript is spliced from 5 exons.
UGUACAGGACGGCUGUAUAGUAUCAGUCGCAGGCUUGGUGUUGGAUCGUAACGCGAUUUGCCUGGUUAUAUAAAGGCGAAGAGGGGCAUUGGAGACCUCUUGCACUUUCUUGGUAGCGCGCGACGGUGCGGCCAGUUCUCGCCGAGCACCAUGGCUCGACGCGCGUUCUUGUGUCUUGGUGUUUUAUUGCUAGUCUGCUACGUGAGCAGCGAGACACGAGUGAAGCGGCAAGAGGACGACCCAGCAGGAGAUGACGUGAACGCAGAACAGCUAUGCGAGGGCCGCCCCGCUGACGAAUAUUUCCGUCUCACCACGGAGGGAGACUGCCGAGAUGUUGUCAGGUGCGACCAGGGCGGCGAGAACGGCGUCACUAGGCUCGCCUCAGUGCGCUGUCCCGGUGGUCUCGCCUUCGAUAUCGACCGACAAACCUGUGACUGGAAAACACACGUUAAGAAUUGCGAUAAAAUAGAAAAACCAAGAAAGGUUCUUCCUAUUCUCAAGACUGAUGAGCCAAUUUGCCCAGAAGGAAAAUUAGCUUGUGGAAGUGGAGAUUGUAUCGAAAAAGAGUUGUUCUGCAACGGAAAGCCAGACUGCCAAGAUGAGUCCGACGAAAAUGCUUGCACCGUUGAUGUAGACCCUAACAGAGCACCCGACUGUGAUCCCAACCAAUGUACGCUCCCCGACUGCUUCUGCUCUGCCGAUGGUACUCGUAUUCCUGGAGGGAUAGAGCCCAAUCAAGUGCCCCAAAUGAUCACGAUUACUUUUAACGGCGCUGUAAAUGUAGACAAUAUUGAUUUAUAUGACCAAAUUUUCAACGGUAAUCGACACAAUCCUAAUGGUUGCCAGAUUCGUGGCACUUUCUUUGUGUCACAUAAGUAUACCAAUUAUGCAGCUGUCCAAGAAUUACAUCGUAAAGGACAUGAAAUUUCUGUGUUCUCAAUUACUCAUAAAGAUGAUCCACAAUACUGGACCAGUGGUACCUAUGAUGACUGGUUAGCUGAAAUGGCCGGUGCUCGACUCAUUAUGGAACGAUUUGCAAACAUUACCGAUUCUUCAAUCAUCGGUGUUCGCGCUCCUUACCUUCGCGUAGGUGGAAACAAGCAAUUUGAAAUGAUGGCGGACCAGUACUUUGUUUAUGAUGCCUCAAUCACUGCACCCCUAAGCCGUGUUCCAAUUUGGCCUUAUACUCUUUACUUCCGUAUGCCACAUAAAUGCAAUGGAAAUGCCCACAACUGCCCUUCGAGGAGUCACCCUGUUUGGGAAAUGGUUAUGAAUGAAUUAGACAGAAGAGAUGACCCGACAUUCGAUGAAUCCUUACCAGGUUGCCACGUGGUGGACUCGUGCUCCAAUAUCCAGACCGGAGAACAGUUCGGUCGCCUUCUACGUCACAACUUCAAUCGCCACUACACAACCAACCGUGCUCCACUUGGUCUUCAUUUCCACGCUUCAUGGUUGAAAUCCAAAAAGGAAUUCAGAGACGAACUGAUUAAAUUUAUAGAAGAAAUGCUCGAGAAAAAUGAUGUAUAUUUCACUUCACUCAUUCAGGUUAUCCAGUGGAUGCAAAAUCCCACAGAGCUUUCAUCUUUAAGAGACUUCCAAGAAUGGAAGCAAGAAAAAUGUGAUGUUAAGGGACAACCUUUCUGUUCUUUACCAAAUGCUUGUCCCCUGACCACUCGAGAAUUACCUGGUGAAACUUUACGUCUAUUUACUUGUAUGGAAUGCCCAGCCCAUUAUCCAUGGAUAUUAGAUCCUACAGGAGAAGGUUUUAACACCAAGAAGUGAUCUCUUAAGUUAUAUUAUAAAGACUGUAAACACAUGUAAAUAAUACUCAGUAAUAUUAUUCAAUUCAUUUUUGUGGCAAGAUGAGACCAACAUCUGCAAAAAACUUUCGUCCCUCAUGUGACGAUAUAGACCUCGUAUAAAUUUACCUAUGUACAGAAUAAAAUUCAGAUCAGCACACUUGACUAGCGCAAUAAUUUUAUUCUAAGUUAUAUAGCUGACGGCUCCAUGUGUCAUUGGGAAAUAAGGUACUUGAACAUGCCUUUAUCAACGAAAAUUCUACAUAAAAGUUAUAAAUAAGUAUAAAUUUAGGUUACUAUGAAACUUUAUGAAAUUAUUUUUUUAAUAAUAAAAUAAAUACCUAAUAUAAA